Messenger RNA from Linum tenue, 2536 nucleotides. Lineage: Eukaryota; Viridiplantae; Streptophyta; Magnoliopsida; Malpighiales; Linaceae. The record is from the annotation of a GenBank genome assembly.
CCCGCCACUUCUUAUCAUCACAACAAGACAACAAAGUACGUACCUUCUUCGCCCAUCUACUCUCAUCUCUUCUUCAACCUCUUCAUGACCAAGAGAACCCAAAUCAUGCUCACCAUCAGAAAAAUUCACUCCCUCCAUAAUCACAACUUCUUUCAUGAAGGAAGCCCAGAUUUCAUCAGCCCAAUCAAAACGUUUCCAGUCCACCGUGUCCCCUGUUCCUGCUGUAUGAACAGAGCCAGAGCCACUCUGUUUUUCGUUCCAUCCCGGAAGACAGGAUGCUGAGCAGCCAUUGUAGCAGUAAUCAGCAGCAACAGAGGCAUGUUCUAUGGGAUAUCCCAUUGCCACGGAAUCAAAUUUAUAGCGGCUGUCAGUCGAUGGAAAAUGGAUCUAACAAGAAAAGGCUGACAAGGGGAAAUCUCCAACGCCUUGGGACUGGGAUGAACAGUAGUGCUGCUAAAACAGAUGGAGUGAAUCAUGUCGCGGCAGCAAGCAGGACAUCUACCACACAAUCAGAGGCUACUACCCAUGAUGACAAGCUGAUACAACAUUAUGUUCCAACUUUUGUCAUGCUCCCGCUGGGAGUAGUUACAGCUGAGAAUGUGAUUGUGGACAAGGCCAAGCUGGAGAAGCAACUCAAGGAGCUCAAGGCGGCGGAAAUUGACGGCGUGAUGGUGGAUGUCUGGUGGGGGAUCAUUGAAGCCAGAGGGCCUAAACAAUAUGACUGGAGUGGCUACAGGGAGCUCUUCCUGCUGCUCAAGAAAUUGGACCUGAAAAUCCAAGCUAUAAUGUCGUUUCAUCAAUGUGGUGGCAACAUUGGAGACAAUGUCUUCAUCUCUCUCCCUCAAUGGGUGCUCAAAGUUGGAGAGACAGACCCAGAUAUCUUCUACACCAAUAGGGCUGGCGCCAGAAACAAGGAGUACCUCUCCCUCGGUGUGGAUCACCUGCCUCUUUUCGGUGGCCGGACUCCGGUCCAGAUGUAUGGGGAUUUCAUGAAGAGCUUCAGGGAAAGCAUGGCGGAUUUCUUCGAAUCAGGGCUGAUCAUCGACAUUGAAGUUGGGCUUGGACCUGCUGGGGAACUCAGAUACGCUUCUUACCCUGAAACCCAAGGAUGGGCUUUCCCUGGAAUUGGAGAAUUUCAGUGCUAUGACAAGUACCUGGCAGCUGAUUUCAAAGAGGCAGCAGCGAAAGCAGGACAUCCUGAGUGGGAAUUGCCUGAUGAUGCAGGGGAAUACAACAGUAGACCUGACCAAACAGCCUUCUUCAGAUCAAACAAUGGCACUUACCUCACUGAAAAGGGCAAGUUUUUCCUGACCUGGUAUUCCACCAAGUUGCUGCUCCAUGGCGACGAAAUCAUUGAUGAAGCUAACAAGGCUUUCCUGGGUUGUAAACUCAAAUUGGCAGCCAAGGUUUCAGGAAUCCACUGGUGGUACAACCAUCCAAGCCAUGCUGCGGAGCUGACAGCAGGCUACUACAACUUGCCCGAUCGAGACGGGUAUCGUCCCGUCGCCAGGAUGCUGUCCAGGCACAAUGCCAUUCUGAACUUCACUUGCCUGGAAAUGAGGAACUCCGAGCAGCCUGCUUACGCCAAAAGUGCCCCCCAGGAGCUGGUUCAGAUGGUUUUGAGCGACGGAUGGAAGGAAGGGAUCGAGGUGGCAGGAGAGAAUGCCCUGGCCAGGUACUAUGCUGAUGGCUACAAUCAGAUCCUUCUCAAUGCCAGGCCUAAUGGCGUGAGACCGGCCAUGGAAAGAGAGAAGAAGCUGAGGAUGUAUGGAGUCACAAUCCUUCGGUUGACGGAUGAUCUGAUGCGGCCCAACAACUUGGAUCUGUUCAAGAAGUUCAUUAGGAAAAUGCAUGCUGAUCAGCAUUACUGUCCAGAACUGAGCAAGUAUGGGCAUGCAAUUGAGAGACUGGAACGGUCAAAGCCAAAGUUGAGGACAGAAGAGCUGUUGGAGGCAACAAAGCCAUCGGAGGCAUUCCCUUGGGAUGGUGAAACCGAUAUGCCUGUGGAGCCUGCAAGUGUAUUUGCAAGAUUACUGAAGACAAUUCUCUCCAUAUUUUCUGACUGACAGUGGGCAGCGGGAGAGACUGAUAAUUAUCCCUUUCCGAAGAACAGAAGAAAGAAUGGAAUAGAGGGGGAAAAGUAUGAAAGAUGGUUGAAGAAGAUUACGACAGUCCAAUGAACAGUCUGUUUGGGAUCUGUCUCCCCUGGACUUCCAAACCUAUGGGAGAUCGAAACCUAAUCACGUUUAUACUUCAUACUAGUUUGAAAAGGGUUUAUUGAAUCUCUUUUUUUACUUUCUGAGAUAAUAUGCAUACAUUUAUAGCAUUAAAUUAUCUUUUCUGCCCGGGUGAUAGUCGAGUCGGUUAGCAAUUACCCGCCAACCAAAGAAUCAUUAUCGUUAGCCGACAGUUAAAUUAACAGUCAAAAUUUAACAGUUAAUCGUUAAUUGUUAACCAUCUCCUACCCGCCGAAAAAAGAGGAUAUUGGUAAGUCUGUGGACUUGGCCAACGACAAGGGCCAUAAUUUUAUUUUUGG